This is a messenger RNA of Amaranthus tricolor (Joseph's coat), 3393 nucleotides long. RefSeq names its product protein ROOT PRIMORDIUM DEFECTIVE 1. NCBI's taxonomy places the organism in Eukaryota, Viridiplantae, Streptophyta, Magnoliopsida, Caryophyllales, Amaranthaceae. Gene Ontology annotation, molecular function: RNA binding. The coding region runs from base 103 to 1500 and encodes 465 amino acids. The record is from RefSeq and is a predicted model, not a curated record. The transcript is spliced from 2 exons.
GAUUUGCGUAAACCUUUUCUUUCUUUCCGUAACACCAUUGUUAAAAACUUCAGUCUUUUCCCACCUAACAAAACCUUAAACCCUAAACCCCAAAUCCACACCAUGAACCCCUUCAACUUUCCCAGAAUUUUUAGUAUCAUCCAAAUGAAACCCACAUUGUUGAAUUCAAACCCAUCAUCGAUUUCAUCUUUUCUUUACAAAAGAUUAAUACUUUCUGUCAUUUUCACAAGACCCAUGUCAAAAAAAUCCACUUCAAUCCCUAAAAAACAGCAAAGAAUUAAAGACUAUGGUUUUGAUAAUUAUAUGGAGGUCGAGAAGAAAAUCAGAAAAGUUCUCAAAUUUCAGGAUUUAAUCCUCACUCAACCCCAUCAAUGUAUUCCUGUCUCUCGUCUUGACUUUCUUGCUCGUCGAAUCGGGUUCAAAAGAGAUGAAUCAGGCAAUUUUGUUCUUAAAUUACCUAAAAUUUUUGAAAUUUAUGAGCACCCAGUUCAAAGAAUUCUUUAUUUAAGAUUUACUAGAAAUGCCCUUUUACAAAUUGAUCAAGAAAAGCAUGCCAUUGAUGCUCAAUUACUUGAUGCUGUAACUAGGAUUAGAAAGCUUUUAAUGCUAUCGAAUACGGGUCGUGUUUAUGUUGAACAUAUUAGAAUCGCUCGUAGAGAUUUAGGGUUACCAGAGGAUUUUGAGUAUUCUGUGCUGCUCAAAUAUCCUCAGUAUUUUAAGUUGUUUGAUGCAAAAGAUAGUAUGAGUAAGUACAUUGAGAUUGUAGAAAAAGACCCUAAAUUGACUGUUUGUGCUGUUGAUAAAAUUAGGGAGAUUGAGUAUAGAAAAAAGGGUAUGGAUGAAGAAGAUAUGAGGUUUUCAUUUGUUGUAAAUUUCCCACCUGGGUUUAGGAUUGAUAAGUAUUAUAAGAUUGCAAUGUGGAAGUGGCAACGCUUGCCUUAUUGGUCGCCUUAUGAGGAUGUUUCGGGCCAUGAUAUGAGAUCGCUCGAGGCUCAGAAUAGGAUGGAGAAACGGGCUGUGGCGAUUAUUCAUGAACUGUUAUCAUUGACUGUUGAAAAGAAGAUUACCCUUGAGAGGAUUGCUAAUUUUAGAGGUACCAUGGACUUGCCUAAGAAACUUAAGGAUUUUCUUUUACAGCAUCAGGGGAUAUUUUACAUUUCGACGAGGGGGAAUGAAGGGAAGCUUCAUACGGUUUUUUUGAGGGAGGCGUAUAAGAAGGGAGAAUUGAUUGAGCCAAAUGAUGUUUACUUGGCUCGGAGAAAGUUGGCUGAAUUAGUUAUGGUGAGCCCGAGAAUGACUUCUCAGGGAAGAGACUUGGUCAGUUAUACAAGGCCUUGGGAAGAUAUAGGAGUGAAUCAUAAAUGCAAGGGAAAUGACGGUGGAAGUUUUAGAGUUGAUGGGGAGAUAAGAAAAAAGGCCGAUGAUACUGAUGAUAAUGAUAGUGAUGAUGGUAAUGAUGUAAUAUCGCAGGGUAAGGAUGCAACAUUGAAGUCGGGUUGAGAUAGUGACGUGGGAUUAAGUUCCUUUGAAGAAGAAGAUGGUGAUGAUGCCAUUCAUGUUAAGGACACUCAAGCUUCCAAGUGAACGGAAAUGAUAUAAGGCGAGCCAUUUAUUUGCUUGGCUGGUGCUCGGCUGUCUUUUGUCUGAGAAAAUUCUGUGAGAACUGACAAUCUUGUUGGAAAGUUUUCUUAUGGUAAGUACUUCUCUGGAAACAGGACAUUAUGCUUGUAUCUUAAUAUAUACUACCUCAUUUUUUUUUUAUUACUUACACUUUACCUUAAUGUGAGAGCUUUGUGAGCCAAGUGUAGCUAUUCAGGAAAAAUGGUGUAUGUCCAAUCCAUGUCAAGCAUGGUAUCAAGUGAAAGUAGCAGAUUUCUGUCUAAUUUUACUUUAGUCUAAAAUAUUUACCGAAUUUGACGACAAAUUUGAGGCAUCCAUUUUGGAAAGAGCAUUUGAUGCUUGAUUUAAGAUCCGGGAAAUAAAGAUAGCUUUUCCUUCUCUUCGAAUAACCUGCAUUGUGCCUCAUACUUCCUAAGUCUAAAGAACUAUAUUAGAAAGACACCAACGGUGUGUUACACUUAUAGACAUAAAGGUUUAUGCACCCUCAGUCCUCGGAGUCUCAGACAUUCAUGAAUCAAUAUAUGUACAAUACCAGCCCUUUACAUAAAUUUGUCUUGUAUUUUACAUCAUCUGGAAUAACAAAUCCUUUUUUUCUUGUGUUUCUUUUGUGAUAUGUCUAUGCGUUCAAUGUUAGCGUCCCGUUUAUUCAUAAUUUAGAUGCAAAACCUAUGUGUAAUGGCUAUGAAUUAACUAUUCACCAUUCCUGUUGGACUAAGACGUUUAGUCUUUAGAACGGUAAGUGUUUGUCGGUCAUAUGCUUUCCCGAUCUAGUUUUGUACUUGUCAGCUUGGCCUCUUUGGGAUCUGAUGUCCAAACUAUCAUAAAAGAGUUUUUCUUGGUGCCAAUUUAUUGCAAAUUGCAUAGUAAAGUGAAAUUAUCCAUUAUAUGGUCUAAUAAUGAUUGUUGUAUUAUAAACUUAAUGAGAGACUAUAAUGAUACUUGUGAGGGUUUUUUCACAUCGACCCUCCAUUUGCUGGUGCAUAUAUACAAGAUCAAGUAUUUUGGGUUUUGUUGAGUGCAAAUUCAUGAUAUUAUGACAAAUUUUCAAUUACUCGGUCUUUCGAGGAAUUACUGGGAGCAUUGCUUGUCUAGUUACAAAGAGACAAAGAAGGGUUAUACUACGAUCAUGCAUUCGAGGAAAUAAGGAACUGCAGUACUGAUGUGAGGGGUUGCGGGCUCCAACUACGUGUCCAACGCGCUCUCUAUCUUUGCUCUACAUGCUAUAUUUUAUCAAAGGCGGUAAGCCCACCGGGAUCCAUUCCCUGUCCACUUUCCAGACACGGGAUUGUGUCUUUUGCUAUACUUCCGGCUUCUUCAAGAAAGAAAUAAAACUACCUGCAGUUCUGAUCGAUCAACAGCCUCUUCUACUCCUUAUAUACGGAAGGACAGAGUAGCUUCAGUUUCUUCUGAUAUGCUCUGCCCCAUUUCCUGCAAUCCCCUUAUGGAAUUGCAACGAAGGCCCUUGCCCCUCUUUCGAACUCCGAGAUAUGGAGAGAGCUGACAAAUCUUCUCGGCUAUCACAAGGGACAGUCGAGUCAGAUAAAAUGGGCGGUCCGAGACUCGAUGGAACAAGUUCUAGCGUGUUAUGGGGAAGGAGUUGCAGCAGAGAGCAUAGGUUCAAUGCUGAGAUUAAUGCUCAAGUAAUUUAGACAUUUAUUGGAUGAUCGAUUCCGAGUUUCUCAAUCAGCCACCCUUGAUUUAUUUAUUCCAGUGUUACAUGAAUCGAUAUCUCCUUGUUAAUUGCCAAUCAAAAAAAUGAUUUAUGAUUGAUUU